CCUCCACCAGUGAGUGAUGCUGAGCCACUGGCAAAAGAGGAAGCGAAGCCCCCGAGAGGCACCGAGGAGCAUGUCUGGCCGGAGGGCUCCCCGAAGGGUGCCAAAGGCCAGCCUGGCCAUGUGGCUGGGGCUGGUGCUGGGGCUGGUGCUGCUCGCCUGCACGGCUCUGUGCCUCCCGGCAGGCGGCCAGGCAGUGACGGGGCCCGGCACUGUGCGUGGGUACCGGGGGGGGUCCCUCUCAGUGUCCUGCACGUACCAGCACGGCUACGAGACCAACCCAAAGUACUGGUGCCGCCCGGGAGUGUUUGGUACCUGUGAUCUUGACGGCCACAUCAUCGCCACCUCGAAGGAGGAGCCCUGGGUGCGGCGGGGCCGGUUCUCCAUCUGGGACAAUCGCACCCAGCGGGUGUUCACCGUGACCAUACAGAACCUGAAGGCAGAGGACACGGGCACCUACCGCUGCGGGGUGCGGAGGUUCCUAAUUCUCACCGAUGACAGUGACAAUGUGGAGGUGAUCGUGUCCCCAGCUCCCAAGUCCACAGCAUCGCCCUCUGCCUCGGCCACACCGCCCGGGUCCACCUCGGGCCCCACGCAGCCACAUGCCCAGCAGGAAGGGAGGCUGGGGACAGCCAGCCCCGCGUCCGACCCAGACCGCAGCCUGGACAUACCUCUGGUCGUCCUCACUCCCUGCAUCGCAGUGGUUCUGGUUUUGCUCGUUGUUGCUGCCAUGGUUUUGGUGGUAUUGUCCAGGAAGAGGAAGCAGGCCUUCUCAGGAGCAGCUGUCGAGAUGGGCAGGAUUGGUGGCACAUCGAACGCAGGAGCGGACGUGCUGCACUACGCGGAUAUUGAGCACCUGGCCGGCGCAGGCGAGAGCCAGCCCUACGGCAACGCGGAGGCUUUGCGCCCCUUGGCAAACGCAGCCACCGAUUACACGGAGGUCAAGAGGCACAGCCAGAAUCUGGAAGAGAAAAAGGAGCCCACUUACGCCACGGUGCGCAAAUCCCAGCAGCAGGAGGAGCUGCUCUACGCCAACGUGCCUCGAGCCCGGCAGCGUGCGGCGCAGUGAGGGCUCAGGACCCAGCACCGCCGCUCUGCAUGGGACCUUGGGCACGGGACCCACGUGGGGACACCGGGACGGAUGCUGAGUUGGGCAGGAGACGGCUCCCCUGCGGAGCUGCUGCUCCCACAGGCUCUGGCGCUUCCCUGGAGCUGCCUUGGAGAGGACGAUGCUGAGCAAGGGGCGCUGCACGGGGAUGAAAUCGUUGCCCUGCACCUGGAGACCUCAUGCACGGUACAGCCGUGGUGCCGGGAACGGAAAGCAGCCUCGUGUUUGGGUUGCCCACAGGGACAAAACUGUCCAGGCAAAGGGGGCUGAGUGCUGCAGGGGGGCUGCCUGGCUCCGCGCCCCCACUGCUGCGUGGUGCCCAG
Molecule: messenger RNA, 1428 nt
Organism: Oxyura jamaicensis (ruddy duck)
Lineage: Eukaryota; Metazoa; Chordata; Aves; Anseriformes; Anatidae
Product: CMRF35-like molecule 1
Exons: 7
Coding region: 17-1066 (349 amino acids)
Cellular component (GO): plasma membrane
Molecular function (GO): transmembrane signaling receptor activity
Source: RefSeq, a predicted model, not a curated record